Drosophila ananassae is the source of this 2123-nucleotide messenger RNA. RefSeq names its product beta-1,4-glucuronyltransferase 1. The transcript has 4 exons. NCBI's taxonomy places the organism in Eukaryota, Metazoa, Arthropoda, Insecta, Diptera, Drosophilidae. The coding region runs from base 246 to 1631 and encodes 461 amino acids. The record is from RefSeq and is a predicted model, not a curated record.
ACAAACUUUGUGAUCCCGCAUCAGUUGCUCCACAAUGUUCGGCAAUGCAUAGUCCCGCGAUCAAAAAAUUUCGGCGGAAGUUCUGAGACUCUUUUGAAAAAACAACGCUUUUGAGAUCUGGUUUAAAAAAACAUAUAUCGGAAGUAUAUGUUGUGUCGAUCUAAACCUACUUGUGUUAAUACAUUUUGUGAUCGUAUGAUAAAGGAUAUCCAUAUAAAGGAUAUAAUUGGCUAAGAGGAAUAAGCAUGGCGGUGGCUUGCUGUAACUCCAAAGGAUUCCUCCGCCUGUUUCCAAUCGUUCUGCUCUUCAAUACCGCUUUGGUGCUCGUGUGGAGGAAUGUUCAGCAGGCCCAACAGCUCACCCAAACGAAACUAUUAUGGGAAUCAAAUGAACGGGCUUUAAUGCCCGAAGAUGACUGCUCCAAAUAUGACAACAUCCCAAAAGAGAUUUCUCCUCGAACUCUGGAGCUUCAGGAGCUGCUGAAGUGCCGGGAUCGAUCGCUUCGAUUCGAAAGAAUUCAACAUGGAAGUUACUGGGUGCUCCAGAAUCUAGUGAUUGGACGGAAAAGUCGCGAUAUUGGCUGUGCCGAGUCUAUAACGUAUACCACAAUUGGAGACUAUACCUUUUUUGAUAAUCUGAAGCCACUGGUUGAGAGGUGGCUUGCCCCAGUUAGCUUCGCCAUUCAUGCACCUGGCUACGAUUUAAAAGCCACUCUGGAUUCUAUACUGUAUGUUCGAAACUGUUUGGAUGACAAUGGGCUUAUCAAAGACUGGGUGUCCUUUCACGUCUACUUCCCUAAUAACCAUAUGCCGGACAAGGUGCCCUUCAACAUGGCCCAAGUCCUGCGCCGCCCUUACACCUGCACCUUCGGCAAUGGAACUGAUGUGCCUCCACCCUACACCCUCAUUCCACGGAGUGAAAGCUACAAGAACACGGCCAAUCUUACCUAUCCGAUCAACGUGGGGCGCAACAUAGCCAGGCAGGCGGUCAACACUCACUUUAUCUUGGCUUCCGACAUUGAGUUGUACCCCAGUUUGGGUUUUGUGGACUUCUUCCUCGACAUGGUGGCCCAGAAUCACAGUGUCUUGGCUCUAGAUCCGCUGCUGCCGCGGAGGGUGUACCCGCUGCCAGUUUUCGAGAUCGCUUCAGGAGCGGAAAUUCCCAACGACAAGGCAGACUUGUUGGCACUGUAUCAGAAGAAGUUGGCCCAGGGGUUCCAUGAAAAGUUGUGUGGCCAAUGCCACAAGGUACCUCGUCAAAAGGAAUGGCUGAACAAGCCAUUCAGUGAGGGGGAUCAGCUGCAGCUUUUCAGCCACACCUUGCGGGAGAAACAGUUCCGAUACUGGGAGCCCUUCUAUGUGAGCGACAACACGGAGCCUCUGUUCGACGAGCGGGUCACGUGGGAAGGACAGUCUAAUAAACGCAUACAGAACUAUGCCAUGUGCCUUAUGGGCUAUGAAUACCACGUACUGCACCCUGCAUUUCUGGUUCAUAGUCCUGGCAUCAAGAAAGCCACUGAAGGUUCGGCAACUCGAAAAAAAUACGCAACGGAAAUGACAAAGUUCAUUAAUGUUAAAAUUAAACCCGAAUACCAUGUGUUGUACGGUAGAAAUUCCGCAUGCCAAACAUGAUCAAAGACUACCAAGAUUAAUGAAACAGCAUUAAGGUUCUUUAAUACUUCUUGAAUAUAAUAUAUUAUUAACCAUCUUGCCUCAUCUUAACGGGAACGUGAUCGGGAAUACUAUUGUCAUCAUCAGGCAUCAGACUUUAGGGCGAAUUAAGUUAAAAACAGUUCUAGUUCUAGAUUUGCUUCUAGUUACCAUACCUUAAUGCUUAAGUAAAGAAAAUAUGUAUGAUAUACCUACUGCGAAAAAACUUAAGAGCUCUACUUUUGCGUUGCCUUGAAGUUAAGAUCCUCCAGUUUCUCCAGAGGUCGUGAUGAGAAAGACCAUUCCAAAACAAUAGUGUCUCUAAAAAAAAAGACCUUUCUAAUUUCGUAUACUACUUAUAAUGUGUGUUAGUUUAAUUUUAAUACUUAAAAUACAAAGUUAUGUUAUAAAUAUGUUAUUAAUUAUUGUAUAAUUAUUGUUAUUAAAUAUAGAUUUUUCUAGAAGCUUGCAUCA